AUGUCUGAACGAAAAGUUUUGAACAAGUACUUCCCCCCGGAUUUCGAUCCGGCCCUCAUUCCUCGCAGGAAGCAGCCGAAGAAUUCACAACAAGUGGUUCGUCUGAUGGCUCCCUUCUCUAUGCGAUGUAACACUUGCGGAGAAUAUAUCUACAAAGGGAAGAAGUUCAACGCCCGGAAAGAGACUGUAGAAGGGGAGGACUACUAUGGCAUCAAGAUUUUCCGUUUCUAUAUCAAAUGUACCUUGUGUUCCGCCGAGAUCACCUUCAAGACGGAUCCAAAGAAUACUGACUAUUCUGCCGAGCACGGCGCUUCGCGAAACUUUGAGCCUUGGCGAGAGGAGCGAGCAGUUGAGGAAGAGGAUCGAUUGGCGAAGCUGGAGGAAGAAGAGAACAACCCAAUGAAGGCGCUAGAGAAUAGAACCGUUAACUCAAAGCGAGAGAUGGAUAUCCUAGAUGCAUUGCAAGACAUUCGUGCGCGAAAUGCGCGGAAUGAACGAGUGGGGCAAUCUGUGGAUUUGAUGGAGCGAAUUGGGGUUGAGGAGAUUGAGACAGAGGAGGACAGAGAACGGAGAAGGCAAGAAGAAGAGGAUGAGAAACUGGUGCGCGAGGUCUUCGCCAAGAUCCCGGUUGAUAGCGCUGGCUCUGGCGGGUCCGCCGAGUCGGAUACGCCUGCGCCGGUGGUAACGAUGAAACGGAAGGCAGAGGGGGUAGAGCCUGAGCUGAAGAACUUGUUACCAGAAGAUACUCGAGCGCUGAUAUCCUCCAAGUCGUUCGGGGCCCCACCAGCAAAGAAGAAGAAGACGGAUAUGAAGAAUUCUCUCGGAAUUAAGAUCAAGGGGAAAACAGUGGCGAAAGCAAAGGUCGCUGUAUAA
This is a messenger RNA of Fibroporia radiculosa, 873 nucleotides long. RefSeq lists its product as uncharacterized. Gene Ontology annotation, cellular component: U2-type catalytic step 1 spliceosome. The transcript is spliced from 4 exons. The record is from RefSeq and is a predicted model, not a curated record. Lineage: Eukaryota; Fungi; Basidiomycota; Agaricomycetes; Polyporales; Fibroporiaceae. Gene Ontology annotation, biological process: mRNA splicing, via spliceosome. The coding region runs from base 1 to 873 and encodes 290 amino acids.